UUGAUCGCGUAUUUGGUAUACCGGGGGUCCCGUACACGCUUGUCGUCCGCUACACGCUGUGGUAAUUUAUGCACUUACACACGUGCAGCGAGAACUCAAAUAAAACGCUAUUCGUAUAAGUUUGAGACUCUGAGCGCGAAUGGCAUAAGUACGUGAUCCAGUUGCACUAGUAGCUGGACUACAUAUUUAUGAGUGAUAUCCAAAAAUCAACGAACAGAUCGAUCGGAAGAUCGACAGGAGUGAAGCUUUUUGAGUUCGGUACAUCGACGAGGGACGGGCUGUACGUGUGUUGCUCGUCUCUCUCUCUAUCUUCUCUGCUUCUGAUCUGCUGCUCGACUACGCAGUCGUUCAGUUUUGUUCGCGCUUGUCGCGACACUGUUGACUCAGUGCCAUGACGCUCGUCCACCAGAUUCUGGGCUCGAUCCUGGCCCUCGGGCUCGCUGGCAUUUGGCUGUCUUGGAGACGCCGUAGAUUUCUGCACAUACUCUACAUGACUCUGCCCAGGGACAUCCUAGGAGCCUUCAGAUUUAUAAAAGUAAACGCUCUUUUAUGGUGGUGGGAAUUGAGAUGUUUCACUGUAGCUGGUAUUUUCACGAGAUUGGCCAAAAGAAAUCCCGAGAAUAUUGCUUUCAUCUUCGAAGAUAAAGAAUGGACUUAUAAGCAGCUAGAAGAAUUCAGCAAUCGCGUCGGUCGUUACUUUCGUCCAAAAUCACUGUCUCGGGGUGACAGCGUUGCCCUGCUAAUGGAGAAUCGAGUAGAGUACAUUGGCAUAUGGCUUGGCUUAAGCAAGGUUGGAUUUAUAACUGCCCUUCUCAACACAAAUCUACGUAGUGACGUGCUCGUUCAUAGCAUCAAAGUGGCUGACUGCAAAGCUGUCAUCUUCAGUGGAGAAUACAGAGAAGUUAUUAAUGAGAUAAGAGAAAAAAUUCCUGAUCUGAUACUGUACCAAUGGUCAGAGAAUGCGGAAACUACGGUGAUAAAGGGUGCCAAAGAUUUAACCACUGGCUUGGCCAAGACUGACCCUGAGCCCCUCAUCGCCGACCUUGCGAUUAGCUGUCCACGUGAUAAGCUCAUUUAUAUUUACACGUCUGGUACGACGGGACUGCCCAAGGCUGCAGUUAUCAGCAAUUUGAGAUACAUGCUGAUGACUUGUGGAGUGCACUCUAUGUUGGGUCUAAAGUCAUCUGAUCGUAUUUACGAUUCUCUACCGCUUUAUCAUACAGCUGGGGGUAUUGUCGGUGCAGGCCAGUCAUUGCUACGUGGAGUUACAGUAGUAUUGCGUCGGCGAUUCAGUGCUUCAAAUUUCUGGCCAGACUGCGUCCAUUACAAGUGUACCGUUGCUCAGUAUAUUGGAGAAAUAUGUCGUUAUCUUCUUGCUGUUCCUGCAAGCUCGGCGGACAAAUCGCACAAAGUCAGACUAAUGUAUGGAAAUGGACUGCGACCUCAAAUUUGGAAACCUUUUGUUGAAAGAUUCAACGUAAAACAAAUUGGAGAAUUUUACGGCGCUACCGAAGGCAAUUCAAAUCUUGUGAAUAUUGAUAACCAGAUUGGUGCUGUUGGCUUCCUACCGCUUUACGCUGGAUCUUUAUACCCCGUUGCCUUGCUUAAAGUUGACGAAGCUACCGGUGAGCCAAUCAGGGGUCCAAAAGGGCUUUGUAUUACAUGUGAGCCAGGAGAGCCUGGUGUGUUCGUUGGAAAAAUCAAUCCUAAAAAGGCCGUCAAUGACUUUAGUGGCUAUGUCGACAAAACAGCAUCAGAGGAAAAAAUUAUCCGGGAUGUUUUCAAAAAAGGCGAUCGCGUUUUUAACUCAGGUGAUAUCCUGGUGAAAGACGAGUAUGGGUACUUUUAUUUCAAAGAUAGAACUGGUGACACUUUUAGAUGGCGUGGAGAAAAUGUAGCCACUUCUGAGGUUGAAGCUGUUGUAAGUAAUGUGAUUGGCUUACGAGACGCAGUUGUCUAUGGAGUUGAGGUACCUGGGAAUGAAGGAAAAGCUGGUAUGGCAGCAAUAUAUGACCCUGAUCAUAAUACUAAUCUUAGUGAUUUAGCUGAAGGCGUAAAAAAAUCCCUACCUGCUUACGCCAGACCCUUAUUUGUUCGAGUUCUAGCAAAUCUUCCAAUGACCGGUACUUUCAAAUUGAAGAAAAAAGAUCUCCAGAAAGAGGGAUUCAAUAUACAUAAGAUUCAAGAUCCAGUAUACUUUCUGGAAAAGUCUGGUAGAUACGUUAAACUUACAGAAGAGUUGUAUGAUAAUAUUUUGGAAGAAAAAGUUCGAUUGUAAACAAAUGUGUACUUGAUUAAGAUUUGAAAAAAAAAAAGAAACAGAUAAGAAUGACAUUGCGUUUGAAAAAAAAAUUUUUCGUGGGACAGGUUUUUACGUCUGUAAAUAAAGAAAUUAUUUUUUGAUAAUAUUGUACCAUUUGUAAAUCAGAGUGUUAACAGUGUAAAAAAAAAUUUCAAGGUAUAGCAGUUUUUACAUAAAAAUAGUAAUAAGGAACAUAGAU
Copidosoma floridanum is the source of this 2501-nucleotide messenger RNA. RefSeq names its product Fatty acid transport protein 3 (gene Fatp3). Gene Ontology annotation, molecular function: long-chain fatty acid-CoA ligase activity; long-chain fatty acid transmembrane transporter activity. Gene Ontology annotation, biological process: long-chain fatty acid metabolic process; long-chain fatty acid import into cell. Gene Ontology annotation, cellular component: endoplasmic reticulum membrane; plasma membrane. The record is from RefSeq and is a predicted model, not a curated record. NCBI's taxonomy places the organism in Eukaryota, Metazoa, Arthropoda, Insecta, Hymenoptera, Encyrtidae.